CGGCAGUAUUCUGAGACCUGUCACGUCCACAGUCUCUGGUCAUCUCCUGUACCGUGUCAGCAGACUCUGGUCAUCCCCUGUACAGUGUCCGCAGUCUCUGGUCAUCCCCUGUACAGUGUCCGCAGUCUCUGGUCAUCUCCUGUACAGUGUCCGCAGUCUCUAAACAUCUCCUGUAUCGUUUCCGCAGUCUUUGGUCAUCCCCUGUGCCAUGUCUGCAGUCUCUGGUCAUCUCCUGUACAGUGUCCGCAGUCUCUGGUCAUUCCCUGUACCGUGUCCGCAGUCUUUGGUCAUCCCGUGUACCAUGUCUGCAGUCUCUUCUCAUCCCCUGUUCCGUGUUUGCAGCCUCUGCUCAUGUACCAUGACAACAGUCUCUGGUCAUCUCCUGUAGUAUGUCUGCAAUCUCUGGUCAUCUCCUGUACUGUGUCUGCAGUCUCUGGUCAUCUGCUGUACUGUGUCGGCAGUCUCUGGUCAUUCCCUGUACUAUGUCUGCAGUCUCUGGUCAUUUCCUGUACUAUGUCUGCAGUCUCUGGUCAUCUCCUGUACUAUGUCUGCAGUCUCUGGUCAUCUCCUGUACUAUGUCCGCAGUCUCUGGUCAUUUCCUGUACUAUGUCUGCAGUUCAUUGG
This is a messenger RNA of Staurois parvus, 624 nucleotides long. The record is from the annotation of a GenBank genome assembly. Lineage: Eukaryota; Metazoa; Chordata; Amphibia; Anura; Ranidae.